Molecule: messenger RNA, 4641 nt
Organism: Urocitellus parryii (Arctic ground squirrel)
Lineage: Eukaryota; Metazoa; Chordata; Mammalia; Rodentia; Sciuridae
Gene: Stn1
Product: STN1 subunit of CST complex
Biological process (GO): telomere capping
Cellular component (GO): CST complex
Molecular function (GO): single-stranded telomeric DNA binding
Source: RefSeq, a predicted model, not a curated record
GCUUAGCACCUCGCCAUUGCUGAGRCUGGCUUUGAACCCGUGAUCCUACCGUCUCAGCUUCCCGAGCCGCUGUGAUUACAACUUGCGCCACCACGACUGGCCCUUUUUUUUUCCCCCCUUGGUUCAUCCGGAAAAGCGAAAGGUGCAGAAGCAAAGCGACGGAUACAUGCAUCUACUGUGUCCCUACACAUCCUUGACUCAGUGAGACAGUCUUUAAGGUUUAGCUGAAUGCCACAGCCCGGCCUCUUGAUGCAGUCUGAAUCCAGCAGAUGUGAAGAGGAGACCCCAUCCCUCUUGUGGGGUUUGGAUCCUGUAUUUCUAGCCUUUGCAAAACUCUACAUCAGGGAUAUCCUGGGCAUGAAGGAAUCCCGCCAAGUGCCAGGUAUAUUUUUGUACAAUGGUCAUCCAAUAAAACAGGUAGAUAUUCUGGGGACCGUCGUUGGAAUGAGAGAAAAAGAUGCUUUCUACAGUUAUGCAGUGGACGACAGCACUGGAGUAAUAAACUGUAUCUGCUGGAAGAAGUCGAGCCAUCCUGAGUCUUCGUCAGCUGGUCCAAGUGCAGCAAGUGAGCUGAGUCUGACCUCACGGCUUAAGAAGCUUCAAGAGACCAUUGAGCAGAGAACCAAGGUAGAACUUGGGGACAUUAUCCGAAUCAGAGGCUACAUCCGCACAUACAGAGARGAGCGAGAAAUUCGUGCCACUGCUUAUUACAAAGUGGAUGAUCCAGUGUGGAAAAUUCAAAUUGCAAGAAUGCUUGAGCUGCCCACUCUCUACAGGAGAGUUUAUGACCAGCCCUUCCACAGUCCAGCUCUAGAGGAAGAAGCAGCAGGAGGCAAUCCAGAAGCCCAAGACCUUACCAGUCUCACGUGUUUGCUGAGUGAAAAAAUCAAAGAGUUCCUCGUGGAGAAGAGAGUACAAACCUUUUACCAGCAGGAGCUGGAAAUGGUGCCAUCUUUGCUGACUCUUGCCAAUCAGCCCGUGAUUCACAGCACCUGCUCCAACCAAGUGGAGUUUAAGAAUGACACCCCUUCCAAGGCAAUUCAUAGUGUAUUUAAGAAUGCUAUUCAGCUGCUACAGGAACAAGGACUCGUUUUCCAGAAAAGUGGUGAUUUUAAUAACCUGUACCAUGUAACUAGAGAAGACAAAGACCUGCACAAAAAAAUCCACCGGAUCAUUCAGGAAGACUGCCAGAAACCCAGUCACAUGGAGAAGGGCUGCCACUUCCAGCAUAUCUUGGCCUGUGUGCACCUGAGCCUCCACCCGGGCCUGAGUGAKGCCGUGCUGCGGCAAGUGCURGAGCUGCUGGAGGACCAGAGUGACAUCAUCAGCACAAUGGACCGCUACUACAAGGCGUUCUGAGCAGAGGCCCUUGGAGUGACUGAGGAGCAGAAGGACAAGGUGGCAUUCGCCCCAGGUUCUAAUUGUAAACAUCUUGCAGGGCUUAUGUCUGGAAGAAGUUACCUCAUAAUAAACCUAACCCUACUUUAGUAUGGUCACUUGGGAAAUGAGAUGUAGCUGCCUCCUAUGUGCUGUGACUUUGGGGUACAGUGACUGAUCUCAGCCCCUCACACAAGAAAUUCCUCCCUGUUGACUUCCUGUCUGGAUGGGGCAUGGCUCAAGGAGCAGAAUGGGGAGGAAACAGUAUUGUCACCUUAAUUGGUGUGUUUGUGGCUUGAGGCCCUGUCCUGGUGAAGGGACAUCACAGGGUCAAAGGCACUGCACUGCACUGUAGGAACUCGGGAACCUAUGGCCAGAUCACCAGUUCUAAGCUUGGCAAGCCUUCAGGCUGUCACCUAUGUCCCUGUGGCCACUCCCAGUGGGUAGGAUCAGGCRAGGGAGGGGUUCUUCCUGGAUGACAGCCCCUCACCUCUGCUUUCUGAGGCUCCAGCACCAGUGGCGGGGCCUGAGGUUUGCUGCUGUUUACCGACUCCCCCAGAGAUGGAAGUAGGCAGGGGUUCRAGGUGUGGCUCUGUAUUCAGCACUUAUUUCCCUUCCAAAUUAAAAGGUGUCACAGAACAAUUCCCUGCACUCCCAGUGUUGCAGAACUAAACACAUGGUCCCUCGGUGCCUCUGCAAGGGAYAGAGGUGUCAGUAGCCUGGCAGGGGUAGAUGUGAUCUUCAAGGUUGCUGUUGAGUGUGCCAGAGGUGCUGACGCCGUCAAGAUAGAGACUCCUGGUGUGUGCCCAGACAGGUGAUGGAGUCAUGCUUUUGCUCAGAAUGACAAGGUAAAGAAAAACCAUCUGAGGCAUGUAGUAAGCUUGUUCUAACAGAAAACAACAAAUCCAGCCAGCAAAAAUAAAGCAUGGAGAAACAGAUUUGGAGUUAAUUACAGUCAUUUUGCAGAAGGCACAUCUGCCUUCAUCUGCUGUGUUGGCUCUUGACGUAAUAGAGUCUCAGUGGCUUAGCUGGAGAUACUGCAGGCCUGGAGAGCUGUUCUGCCCUCUGUGGACACGGAGUGGUUUCUACCCUCACAAGUCCGCCUCAGCUGCAUUUGUCAGGCAGAGAGCUAGUACCUGCAGCUUGACCCACACUUCUGCCGACUUCUAACAUUGUUGUACAGACAACUGUCCUGUUUCAACUAUGCUCAGAAAGGUCUCUGAAUAGGCCCUUCCUAGAAUGAACUCCCAGUAGUUCUUCAAUCCGUGGUAUUUCCAUAUUGAAUAUAUCUUCGAUUAGUGGAGCCUCCCAGGAGAGUCUGGAAUCAGAACAGAAAAAGGGCAUAUCCUGGCACAGAGCAGCCGAGGGGUUCAUCUCCAGGAGAUAACUACACAGUGUGAGAGGAUGAAUCCACAGGCGYAUGUCACAGGGUAAUCUAGAGUUCUAUGAUUAGGGGAAAGCUUUAUAGAAUAAAAGUUAAUUACAAUCCAUAUAUACAAUGAAAUACUAUGCAGCUGCUAAAAUGUUGGAACAGAUGGAUACAAUUGCUACAGGGUACUACUGACAGAUUAGUGAGGAGGAAAUCSAGUUAAAGAUGUGUUUGUAUAGUAUAGUACCCUGGAUCUAAAGCUCCCUGUGUGCGUGUCCUACAUCAAUGGUGUGUUUCUGCAUAUGUGUCAUUUGUACCUAUAGCACAUGUACACAAAGACGUAGAGUUGAUCACUCCCUCCUCCUAGAAGUACCUGCUGCACUUGGCUUUCAGGACACCACACUCCCUGGCUGCACCUUCUCAGUGGUCAGCCUCUAUCUCCCUGAAGACUCAGGGCCAGUCCCAGACCUCAUCUCARUUUGGCUUAUAGCACUGGGGCUCUCAGCCAGCUUCAUGGGUCACACUGUCUCAGUGCUAUGCAUCUCCUCAUGCUCAGACCUCUGUAUCCAGCCUCCUGCUGACAGAGUGGAGAUGACACCACAAGCUUAAUCCGCACACAUCCAGGCUCCCAGCUGCCCUGACUUCCCCUCUGACCCUGGUGCAGUUUUCCUGGUUUCUCAGGCUGUCUGUUGGCUUCUUUCUUUCUUACACCCCAUAUUCAAUCUGCUGCAGAUCAUCUUAGCUCCACCUUCAAAAUGUUUCUGGACUCUAACGGCUUCUCUUCCACCUCUGCCUCCUGGGAGUGUUGCAGUUGCCCCUCACUGUCCUCCCUGCUUCUGCCCUUGUCCCUUUUUAUGGCAUCCUCAGUGUAGCAUCCUUGGUCCUGGGACACUCCCACUCCCAUGACUUUUGGUCUCCCUCCAGGUAGGAGCCUGAGGCGUGCCAGUGACGGAAGCCUCUUUCCCCUGGCCUCUCCUGCUGAGCCCCUGCCACUCUGCUCAGCUGUUAGGCGUGGCUGCUUUCACACCCCAGGUGCGCUCUUGCCUUAGGGCCUUGGCAUUUGACAUUCUGUCUGCCUAGAAUGUUCUUUGCCCAGAUAAUCUCCCCUCUUUCAGGUCUUUGCUGGAGUGUCACCUUCACAGUGGGGCCUGCCCGCAGCUUUCUUUGCUGAUUGUAGCCAACUUGUUCUCCCUCCUCCUCAGCUUGUGGAUGCCUCACACACUCCAGAUGUUUCUUACCUGCCCAGUUUAUGGUCUGCCCCUCUGGUAGAAGGAAUGUUGCAUGAGGGCAAGGUUCCCUUUUCGUUUCCGUCUGUCCCUAGCACUGAAAGCAGUGCCYGGCACAUCUUUGAGAACUUCCAGCUGCCAGGGUCUGCCUUCCUAGUAGCUUUCUCCAGAGCUUAGAAGGCUGUUUCKACUGAAGAGUGCAGAACCAACAUCCCCUGGGAGCAGCCUCCUGUGUAGAUGUCCCAGCUCCCUUGCCUUCAGGUGAGAGGUUGUCACARCACAUGUUCUACACUAUCUUCCAGAGCUCUGCAGGAUGAAGCAACAUGCACCCACAGUAGCUGCCAAUUUGAUACCCACUAGUCUGAUCCUGCCUGUCUCUCUUCCUUCUCCCAAUUCCUGUUCAGUAGACCUCUCAGAUGAAUUUCUUGCUCUAUAGAAACCUUUGCCUCAGGAUCAGCUUUUGUAUGAGCACACCAUGCUCACUGAUACAUUUGGGAAAUGCAUGAAUAAUUAUAUACACCCAAAGAAAGAUUACUAGAAAUGUUUAUUGAAGUAUUACACCUAUGACUUUUGAAAAGUAAGAUGUCAGGUCUAUAGCCAGGUGUAGUGGCUCAUGGAAGACCCCAUCUCAAACAAUAGUAAAAGUAAAAUAGUAUUGACCAAAUUAUA